Molecule: messenger RNA, 1053 nt
Organism: Rubroshorea leprosula
Lineage: Eukaryota; Viridiplantae; Streptophyta; Magnoliopsida; Malvales; Dipterocarpaceae
Source: the annotation of a GenBank genome assembly
AUAGCUCUACCUUCGGCUGUUCCUGUUCUCUUUCGUGCCUACCAAAUGUUUGUUAAAAUGCGCCACCGACAUUUUCAACCAAAUCUGGCGGCGGUGUACGUAAACAUACACUGUUGCAGCUCUAGGAAUGGGUUUUGGAGAUCAUUUAUGUACCUAGAAGCUCGAAGGCUAGAACUGUGGGUUUAUUUGGACUUCCCUCAAUUGUAUAGCCCAACUUCUUGACCUUUUCCGGCCUUCCCUCCUUCCUCCGGCGCCGCUUCUGGUUUUCGGCUCCAAUCUGAAGAAAAACUGAGAAGAAGAAAGAGGUGGAUCUCGAAAACAAACAGAAUAUAGCAACCAAUUUCAUCUUUUGCUUCAUAUUUCUUCACUACCCAUCAAUGCUUAAGAAGCUCAACAGAAUCACUAGGCUCAAUCUUGGGCAUUCUAUCUCCAUCACUGCAGCAUUUAAACAAUACUCAACCCUUCCCUUAAACCCUUAUGCAAACCCCACAGAGCCCUUAACAAAACCCCAGCUCAAGAUCCUGGUUCUCUCCCAAUACUCUCAUGUAAACUUCUCCAACCUUGUCCAGAAUGUCAUUGCUUUGCCCUCUGUCCUCCUCACUGCAUGCCAAAACCUCACCAGCCCUGGCAACACAACGCUAGAGACAACUCAGUUGCUCCCUCAUUUUCUGGAUUCCCUCUCCAAACGCUUCUCCAUAAUUGAAAUGAGUGGUGAAAUUAGAGAAAAUGAGUUUGAUAUUGAGUCUUGCUGUGUCAAAAUGACGCAAUGAAGGAAUAGAGGUGAGCCUCUGGUCCUGCCCAAUUUGAAAUUGAAGGUCUUGAUUGAAGCUAUGAGGAUGGUAUUGGAAAUUGUCUAUGAUGAUCGGUUUGUCACAUUUUCUUAGGGGGGCUGUGUUGGUAUGGGAAGGCACACUGCAAUUAGGUGCCUUAAAAACUCUGUACAAAAUCUAAGUUGGUGGUUUAGUGUUUCGUUUAACCGUGAGAACUUUCAGAAGUGUAACAUAGAUAAAUUGUGUUUGUUUAUUGGGGAGAAAAUUAAGGAUAUGAUGUUGA